This is a messenger RNA of Mitosporidium daphniae, 246 nucleotides long. RefSeq lists its product as uncharacterized. NCBI's taxonomy places the organism in Eukaryota, Fungi, Microsporidia. The record is from RefSeq and is a predicted model, not a curated record. The coding region runs from base 1 to 246 and encodes 81 amino acids. The transcript is spliced from 2 exons.
AUGUCUCUGGAUUAUAAAUACCUGGGGGAUAUGUCGAAUAUUGUUGUUGAAGCGGAUGCUAGUGGAAGCCAUAUAGGAAUUAGAGAUUGCGACCCAGUUGGGGUCAGUGUGAUCAAAAGAGGUCGAUUGAUAGGGGUCUUUACCGGCCUUAAGCCGCCUGUUCACUUGAUCAUGCCCUAUGAUUGGGUUAAAGAUAAAGGGCUUUCCUGCCUUCAUCAGGGGCUUGUUCGAGUUGCAUUUUCAUAA